Molecule: messenger RNA, 1822 nt
Organism: Phodopus roborovskii (desert hamster)
Lineage: Eukaryota; Metazoa; Chordata; Mammalia; Rodentia; Cricetidae
Product: butyrophilin subfamily 1 member A1-like
Biological process (GO): regulation of cytokine production; T cell receptor signaling pathway
Cellular component (GO): external side of plasma membrane
Molecular function (GO): signaling receptor binding
Source: RefSeq, a predicted model, not a curated record
UGUGAGAACACCUUGAAACAGGGCUGAACUCUGAGAGGAAGAUCUGGGGUCUGCUGGGUCCCCUAAGGCACUGAGCUGUCCUCCAUGAAGUCACAGCCUUUCAAAGCCGGGAGCAAAGAAAAGCAGCACUGAGGACAUGGAAAAUUGCUGCAAGAACUCUCUGCUCUACCAGUUUACCUGCCUGCUUGUCCUUGAACAGCUGCUUACCUGGGUGUCCACAAAAGAGUUCACGGUGUCUGGUCCCUCAGACCCCAUUGUGGUUGCUCCAGGUGGGGAAGCCAUACUUCCCUGCUCCCUGUUUCCAGCCAUGAGUGUGGAGAACAUGGAGGAGCUCAGGUGGUUCCAUGCCAGAUUCUCAGGAGCCAUAUUUGUCUAUCGGAACCAACAAGCGCAGAAAGAAGAGCAGAGGGUUGAGUAUUCAGGGCGGACUUCCCUGGUGAAGGACCACUUCCAGGAAGGCAAGGCUGCCGUGCGCAUCAGACAUGUUCAGGAGUCAGACAGUGGGAUUUAUGUCUGCUUCUUCAAACGGGGUCUCCUCUAUGAAGAGGCCAUCUUGGAGCUGAAGGUGGCAGCGAUGGGCUCUGUCCCUGAAGUGCACAUCAAAGGUCCUGAAGAUGGUGGUGUGUGUGUGUGUGUGGUGUGCAGGGCUUCAGGGUGGUACCCAAAGCCCCAGGUGCAGUGGAGAGAACCCAGAGGGGAGAAGCUCCCAGCAUUCUCUGAGACCCACACUGAAGAUGCUGAGGGGCUGUUCAGCAUGGAGUCUACAUUGGUGGUGAGAAACAGCUCUUUGGGGAAUGUGACCUGCUCUGCCUUCAAUCCCAUCUUGGGCCAGGAGAAGGCCAUGCCCAUGGUCAUUCCAGAGCCCUUCUUCCCUCAGGGUUCUCCUUGGAUGUCAGCUUUUGUUGUCAUCACGACCAUUAUGGGACUUCUAGUCUUAGGGUCAUGCUGUUUUCUCAGAAAACAACAUUGUACGAGGCUGCAUUUGUGCCAGGAAUGGGAGAAUCUACAGUGUGAGAAGGAGGCACACCAGAAGACAAAAGAGGAUGCACUGACAACCAUAAGCACACUCCAGGAGGAGCUCGAUUGGAGGAAGGCAGCUUACAUGGCUGCCUGGAGGAAGGCCCAGCUGUAUGCAGAUUGGCGAAAGGAGCACUUCCAGGCCUGGCCUGUCACUCUGGAUCCAGACUCUGCCCACCCCAUCCUUGACAUCUCCCGGGACAGGAUGCAUGUGUCUCGAAAGGAUACCACUAUGUGUCUUGAUGACCUCUUCUGUGUGUUAGGCAUGGAAGGCAUCUCCUCUGGAAGGUGUUACUGGGAGGUAGAGAUAAAGAAUGGAGACAGCAGCAAGUGGAUUCUGGGGGCUUGUCGGGAAGGUGUGAAGAGAGAAGGCUUGUACUUUGAGAGUCCAGAUAAGGGGUUUUGGACUGUGGGACUCAGUAGUGGAUAUUGGGCCUAUAUUGAUACUGGGAGGACUUCAUUAUCUUUUAGGGCAUCUCCCCAGCGUGUGGGGGUGUUUGUGAACUACAGUGAAGGUGACAUUUCAUUCUAUAACAUGAGUGACUUGUCCCACAUUUUCACCUUCCACGAAGCUUCCUUCUCUGGGACUCUUUAUCCAUACUUCAGGAUUAAGUCCGGAACUGUUUGUAUGAUUCUCUGCUCCAUUGCACAGGGGUGUGAUGGAGAAGAGGGGUAGGAGCAGGAGGAGGAGGAAGGAGAGGAGUGGGAAGAGGAGGAAGAGGGGAAAGAGUUGGAAAAAGCCAUGUUUGUUUCCUUUGAUGGAGUCUCUGAAUCCCCUAGGGGAGGGGCUCCCCACAGGUGCUAG